CCCCAUCCAUUUUUUUUUCACAUCUCUCUUUGGAAGACAGGAUUCGAACCAUCUUUCCUAGUUUUGUAUUUUUCCUUUUUCCUUUGAUUUCUUAAGAGUAUGUGUUUCUUAUAUUUCUGGUUGGUUUGAAGUUUGUUGCAUAAAUUUUAAUUCAAACUCUUCUUGAUCUGGGUAUUUGCAGAAAAUUAUUUGUUCAUACUCUGGCAGAUUAAGCAAAUUAUUUGGCAAAUCACCAUUUUCAGAGAAGAACCUUAAAGUGAUCUUUAAUGAUUUUCCUGGAGGGCCAGAAAGUUUUGAGCUGAUGUCAAGAUUUUGCUACAACAAUGGAAAGAUUGAUAUAAAUCCUUCUAACAUUUCUUUGUUGCAUUCCACAGCUAAGUAUAUGGAAAUGAACAAUUCUGUGUCUGGUGGGCGUAAUUUACUGGAACAGACGGGGAAAUCACUUGAAGAGAUUGGUUAUUGGAGUUGGCCUGAGCUUUUGGUUGCUUUGAAUCAUUGCCAAGAUUUAAAUCCAGUGACCAAUUCUUCGGGGGUGCUUGAAAAAUGUUUGGAUUCCCUUGUUGGGAGGCUAUCUCUAACCAUUGAAGCAAGUCCUUGUGCUUCUAUUUCUUCCCCAGAUGGCUCAGGUUUUCGAAUUUCCAGUGACACCAGAAGCACGGAGAGUAUGAAGUACAGCAUAUCUCGAGCCAACUGGUGGUUUGAAGAUCUUUCUGCUUUGAGUUGUGCUUUGGUUGAAAUGGUGGUAAAAGCAAUGAUCUCUCGGAAAUAUGAUCAUGGCAUCAUCAGUCGGUUUCUCUUCUACUACCAGAAAUCAAAGUCUUACACUGCCCCACUUGAUGAGAAACUGAAAAUUUUAGAAACUGUAAUUGAUAUGCUCUAUGUUCUUGAUCAGAGCUCUAUUUCUUGCAAGAAUUUGUUUGGGAUUCUUCGAGUUGUUCUGAUUUUGAACAUAAGCAAAAGUAGCAGGAAGAAGUUGGAGAGUAUGAUAGGUUCUCGGCUGGAUCAAGCAACACUAGAUAAUUUGCUAGUUCCAUCUCCUUCUGGAACGAGUUACUUGUAUGAUGUGAACCUUGUUCUUAGGCUUUUGAAAGCAUUUCUUCGAGGAGGAGGCUGUCACAUAUGUCCAUUGCGAAUGAAGAAGGUUGGCGGCUUAAUAGAUUUGUACAUAGCAGAAGUAGCCCCCGAUCUUUGUCUCAAACCCUCAAAAUUUCUAGCUUUAGCCAUGACCUUACCGGAUUCCGCGAGAGAAACUUGUGACAAAUUUUAUCAUGCCAUGAACAUUUAUCUAGAGGUGCAUGCAGGAUUGUCCGAGGAAGAAAAGAUGCAGAUAUGUUAUGCACUGAACUAUGAGAAGCUCUCAGCUGAAGCUUGCAUACACCUUUCUCAGAAUGCAAAGUUUCCUUCAAAAAGUGCAGCACAAGCCCUCAUUUCCCAGCAAUCUAAGCUUAAGAGCUUAACAAAAGCCAUUAACAAUUCCAAGCCUUCCACAGACUUCCCUCAUAGUUUCAUUCCUGAAAUUAGAGGGAAAGGCAAGAAAGAAGCUGGUCAACAAAUUCUUCUAUACUCCAGCAAACUUGACUUCUCAGACAACAAUGAGAAGCUCAGAGCACAUUUGCAGGGGAUGCAAUGGAGGGUGAUGGAAUUGGAGAAAGUCUGCCAAAGAAUGCAUUCUCAGAUGGCGAAAAUCAUGAAAUCAAGAGUAUCAAGCCAUAGUAGUCCAAGAUCCUUGCCCAGGUUAUGUUCAUGACUGAAAUUUUUGUACAUUAUAUGAACGUUGAAUUUUAUAAAUUCUCAUUUAUGUA
This is a messenger RNA of Rubroshorea leprosula, 1802 nucleotides long. The record is from the annotation of a GenBank genome assembly. NCBI's taxonomy places the organism in Eukaryota, Viridiplantae, Streptophyta, Magnoliopsida, Malvales, Dipterocarpaceae.